Messenger RNA from Diospyros lotus (date-plum), 1272 nucleotides. Its product is annotated as uracil phosphoribosyltransferase. Gene Ontology annotation, biological process: uracil salvage. The transcript is spliced from 12 exons. The coding region runs from base 204 to 1052 and encodes 282 amino acids. NCBI's taxonomy places the organism in Eukaryota, Viridiplantae, Streptophyta, Magnoliopsida, Ericales, Ebenaceae. The record is from RefSeq and is a predicted model, not a curated record. Gene Ontology annotation, molecular function: uracil phosphoribosyltransferase activity.
GUGAAUCAAUCGGCAGCUCAGUUACAAUGCUUUAGGAAUCGGAGAUUGUCGGAGGGAGAGAGAAAACUUAAAUUAUAAGUGCAAGGACGGAUCAGGUGAGGGAAGGCCCUUUGUACCCUGUAUGGUACUCUUCUUCAUCUUGCCGAAGAGUCUGUUGGAACGUCUUUCUCAACCUCUAUUUUUUGUGCACAUCCGAUCCAAAAAUGGCGUAUCGGAUCAAUACGCCGCUCCGAUGCCCUUCCGAUUCGCUGCUUAUCUCGCCCAUACACUAUCGACAAAGCCUUCGCGCACACAAUCUCUUCCCUUUCUCCUUCCCUCCCGCAAAGAUUUCUUAUUCUAUUACUCGGCGCCGUAGCUCCCUGUCUGUGAGGUCCCAAAUGGCGACGCAAGAUAAAUCAGUCUCCGAGAACAGAAUGUUGGUGUUUGUUCCUCCACAUCCGCUGAUCAAGCACUGGGUUUCAGUUCUCAGAAAUGAGCAUACUCCUUGCGCAAUCUUUAGAAAUGCGAUGGCUGAGUUAGGGAGGUUGCUUAUGUAUGAAGCAUCACGAGAUUGGCUUCCUAUCAUAACAGGGGAGAUCCAAUCACCAAUGGGUGUUGCGCCCGUCGAAUUUAUUGAUCCCAGGGAACCUGUGGCGGUUAUUCCUAUCUUGAGAGCUGGUCUUGCUCUAGCAGAACAUGCAUCAUCAAUUUUACCUGCAUUGAAAACUUACCAUCUGGGGAUCAGCAGAAACGAGGAGACACUUCAGCCAACUGUAUAUUUAAACAAAUUACCUGAAAGUUUUCCUGAAGGAUCCAGAGUUUUUGUUAUCGACCCAAUGCUGGCAACAGGUGGUACAAUAGUUGCGGCGCUUGACCUGAUAAAGGAACGCGGGGUUGACAACAAGCACAUUAAAGUGGUAUCUGCUGUUGCCGCUCCUCCAGCUCUUCAAAAGCUCAGUGACAAGUUCCCUGGGCUUCAUGUAUAUACCGGAACCAUUGACCCAACCGUCAACGAGAAAGGGUUUAUAAUUCCUGGACUCGGAGAUGCAGGAGACCGAAGCUUUGGUACAUAGAUCUGCUAAAUUAUAUGCCUAUCCAAAGCCCCUUGUAUUUGUCACACAUCUUCAAUUUUUGACAGUAUAAGCUUUUCGCAUUAUUGAGUAGUAGGAUGGUUAUGCGUUCUGUUCCUCUUCCGAACAAGAAAUUGUUUUAGCAGCGAUCUGCUUUCUGGUUGAUUUUUGUUCAGGAACUACUAAUUAAUAUGGUAAUGGAUGUAAUGAACUUGUUCCUUCA